AUGGCUGCCGUAUCCGCCGUUUCUACCGUCUUCGCGGUUUCCGGCGUGUCCGACGUGGCGAUGAAUACUCCUGCUGUGCGUGCCACCGCAUGCAACGGUCCCAUAUUUUAUUCGCUGAACACCGGUCGUCCGUUGAGCAACAGCCAUCGCGGGCAAAGAAGCGCCAUCCCCCCUGCUGCUUGCGCAGCUCCUUCCGCCCUCUCCGCACCUGUUCAUCUGCGAUCUCUGCGGAAGGCCAGCCGCGCACCAGUGGUGGCAGCAGCAGCAGGCACAGCACAGGCGGAGACAGAGGAAGUGCCGGUGCCAGUGGUGGUGAUAGACAACCACUCGGAGGCCAAUGCGACCGUUGUGCAGCUCGAGUUUGGGGACCGGCUGGGGGCGCUCAUGGACACAAUGGCAGCGCUGCGCAGUCUGGGGCUGAACGUGGUGAAGGGACGCGUGACGACAGCGGGCACGGUUGCUCGCAACACCUUCACCAUCACACAGGAGGGCGGCAAGGUGGAGAGUGCGGAGAUGAUAGAGGCCAUUCGAGGCACCAUCAUCUCUAACCUCCUCAAGUACCACCCCGAGUCGGGCACGCAGCUAGCCAUGGGCCUCACGUGCGACUCGCCCCCUUGCAAUGCGAGCGUGCCAACGCGCAUGGCGCUCACGCCCCUCCCGGACAAUACGGGCAGCGAGUUGAGGGUGGAGGCGGCGGACCGGCCGGGACUGCUCAUGGAGAUUGUGGAUGUGCUGACUGGGAUGUCCGUCAGUGUGACGUCAGCAGAGAUCGACACCGAGGGCGUGGUGGCGAAGGAUGUGUUCACGGUGUCGUACCAUGGGGGGCCACUGGAUGAUGAGAUGACCACGCUCACACUCAACGCCCUCAACUACACUCUCUCGCGGCCAGACAUCGAAGCAGAGGAGAGCUAUUAG
Messenger RNA from Closterium sp. Naga37s-1, 915 nucleotides. NCBI's taxonomy places the organism in Eukaryota, Viridiplantae, Streptophyta, Zygnematophyceae, Desmidiales, Closteriaceae. The record is from the annotation of a GenBank genome assembly.